Messenger RNA from Gossypium raimondii (Peruvian cotton), 873 nucleotides. Its product is annotated as 60S ribosomal protein L28-2. Gene Ontology annotation, biological process: translation. Gene Ontology annotation, molecular function: structural constituent of ribosome. The coding region runs from base 155 to 607 and encodes 150 amino acids. The transcript has 4 exons. Gene Ontology annotation, cellular component: ribosome; cytosolic large ribosomal subunit. The record is from RefSeq and is a predicted model, not a curated record. Lineage: Eukaryota; Viridiplantae; Streptophyta; Magnoliopsida; Malvales; Malvaceae.
GCAACUUAAAAUAUCUAUUCCAAUCUUUCAAAUUAAUUAGGGUUUUUGGCUAUAAGGGCACACAACUUAAGUUACAUAUAGUGUAUCCAUAAUCAAUUAGGCGACACUAAACCCUCUCUGCCGCCCUCCUCCCGUACUCCAUUGUGGUAAGUAAAUGGCGACGGUUCCAGGACAGUUGAUUUGGGAGAUCGUGAAGAGAAACAACUGUUUCUUGGUGAAGGAGUUCGGUCGAGGCACCGCCGGCAUUCAGUUCAGUAAGGAGAGCAACAAUCUCUACAAUCUUAACUCUUACAAGCACUCUGGUCUUGCUAACAAGAAGACUGUAACUAUUCAGCCUGGUGGGAAGGAUCGAUCAGUGUUGCUUGCCACCUCAAAGACUAAGAAGCAGAACAAACCUGCAAGUGUGCUUCAUAAAUCUGUUAUGAGAAAAGAGUUUCCUAGGAUGGCUAAGGCUGUUGUCAAUCAGGUUGUAUAUAAUCACUACCGACCGGACUUGAAGAAGGCAGCCCUUGCAAGACUUAGUGCUGUCAACAGGAGCCUUAAGGUAGCCAAAUCUGGGGUCAAGAAGAGGAACAGACAGGCAGUUAGGAUCCGUGGCAGGAAGUGAAACAUAGAUAGUUGGGGAAACUGUCAUGCCUGAAUUGGUGAUGGUUUUCUUUGGUUACAAAAGUUGCAGACAGUAGAUUAAUUUGUCAUUUCGUGUUAAUGUAUUGGAAAAUUUGUCACCUCUGCUAGAGAUGGUUUAGCCUUGGAUUUGAUAAUUGCAUUUUUAGUUUUAAGUUAUGCGCUAAUGGGAAUUUCAAUUACAUUUGUACGAGACUAUUGUAUGUUUAUUUUGUUUUGGAUUGUUGGUUGAAAAAAUUAUUUCAGUAA